GCGCGUACGUCGCGUGCACGUAAUCUUGAGGUCAAGGUUCAUAUUUUUGUUAACUCAUUCAUUCGCACGUUGAAUGAUUUGAAAGUGGCAUACAAAUCUCCGGGAAUUUUUCAAAAUGCCAUCAUAUAAGAUCAACGUUAAGUGGGGGAAGGAGAAGUUCAGUGAUAUAACAUGCAACACGGAGGAGACUCCCGAGGUUUUGAAGGCUCAGAUGUUUGCCCUGUCAGGCGUGUACCCUCAGAGGCAGAAGAUCAUGCUCAAGGGGCAGGUGCUCAAGGAUGACGAGUGGGGAAACUUCAAGCUCAAAGAGGGUGUCACUCUCUUGAUGAUGGGGUCAGCGGAAACCUUGCCAGAAGCUCCUCAAGAAAAGACUGUCUUUGUGGAAGAUAUGACAGAAGAGGAACUUGCCACAGCUAUGGAGCUGCCUUGUGGUCUAACCAACCUCGGUAAUACAUGCUACCUGAAUGCUACUCUACAGUGCCUCCGAAGUGUACCGGACCUUCGAGAACAGCUCAGAUCGUAUCAAGGUAACAUGAACAUGGCCAUAGCUGCCAGUGCCCCUGCUGAAUCCAUGACCGUGGCCAUCAAGGAUCUUUACACCGUCAUGGACAAGAAGUCUGAAGCUUUCCCUCCCAUCAUACUCCUCCAGCUCCUCCAUCUUGCAUUCCCACACUUUGCGGAGAAGAGUGAACAUGGCGGAUUCCAACAGCAGGAUGCCAACGAGUGCUGGAUACAACUUGUACGACUUCUGCAGCAGAAAUUGCCCGCUGUGAAACCGAGUGACAGUAUACCUGCUGUUGAAGGAGCGCCCGCUGCUGCAGGAGCUGUGGCCAAGAGAACAUUUGUAGAUCAGUACUUCGGCUGCGAGUUUGAAAGCAUGUUAAAGUGCAUAGAGUCGGAAGAAGAACCUCCUGUGAAGUCCAAAGAGACAUUCUAUCAGCUCAGCUGCUUUAUCACACAAGAAGUCAAGUAUCUUCAUACAGGACUCAAAAACAGAUUGCAAGAGUCUUUAGUGAAGAGCUCUCCCACACUCAACAGAGAUGCACAAUAUCUCAAAGAGUCUAAAAUCAGCAGACUACCUGGCUAUCUAAUAGUUCAGUUUGUCCGAUUCUACUACAAAGAGAAAGAAGCCAUCAGUGCUAAGAUCUUAAAGGAUAUUAAAUACCCGAUGACCCUAGAUACGUAUGAACUUUGUUCACCUGAGCUCCAAGAAAAGCUGGUCCCUGUCAGGGAUAAAUUCAAAGAAAUGGAGGACAGGAACCUGGAGCUUGCACAAAAGGCAAAGGAUGCGGCCAAGGGCGGAAACAAGAGUGCAGCAGUAACCACAGAACCCAAAAAGGAUGUCAAGUACCUUCCAUACGACUUCCCAGACGAUAUUGGGUGUAAUAACAGUGGCUACUAUGAGCUCCAGGCUGUGCUGACCCAUCAAGGAAGGUCAAGCUCAUCAGGUCACUACGUAGCAUGGGUCAAGAAAAUAAGAGAUGAAUGGAUCAAAUUUGACGACGACAAGGUGACCCCAGUCCACAGCGAGGACAUCCUGAAGCUGUCAGGGGGAGGGGACUGGCACUGCGCCUACGUCGUCGUCUAUGGCCCCAAGAGGCUGGAGGAGAUGCCUCCGGAAACAAAAAAAGCAGAAGAAAAGUCAGAAGAUGUCCCAAUGGAAUAAAGAGGAAUUGUUUAUAUUAUGUCAGGGAUGCCAGUUUUCAGGCAAAAGCCUGAAUUCAGGCCCUGGCGAUUUAUAUUGAAGCCAUAGUUUGGGAUUUUUGUGUGUGUACAAAAUAGCUCAUUCUAGGUGAUUUUCAGGCCCUCGGAUCAAUUCAACAUGUAACUGGCAUCCCUGAUAUUUAUGUGUCUCUGUGUCUCUCGGUAAGAGGCGCUACUGAAUUGGGAUGUGUCAAGUUUUUUUUUUUUGGGGGGGGGGGGGGGAUGACAUUACGAAAUCUCUGUCUGCAAAUUUGAAUAUUUGAGGACCUUAUUUAUCCGCAGUAGUAAUUAAUUAUUGGAAAUGUGCACCCUAUCUCAUUUGCGAAGGGGGUAAGAUAUUGAGGAGGAUUGCUGAAAAUAUGUGGGAAACUUACAUGGAAAUCGGCCCAACACUUUGAAAACAAAUAAACUUCUAGCAAUGCCUCUGUGUCUUACUCUUCUCGUCUUAUUACUGUUUAAAAAAAGGAAAUCUGUAUCGAUUGUCCUAAUAGCUUCAGAUAAAUUAUUUAAGGUAAUCUUAAUUGCAUAGAGUAAGGAAAAUAGAUUAUUUGAUUAUAAACAAACCGCUUUUUACAUUUUGAUACCACAAAAUUAUUGACUAGAACUGAUUAUUCCUGUCAGGAAAUUAGGUAAAUAUAGGAUAAAAGCGCUUUAUUGAAUUUUUAGAAUAACAGAUAUUUCGAUACAAAUAGAAUAUCUGUAGAUACAUUCUUUUAAAUAGGGGAGAAUGGGAGGAGGGGGAUGGGUUGAGGUUUAAUACAUAGCUAAUUUUUUUUUCUUCUCCUGCUGUGUACAGAAAGAGCCAUUUUCCAAAUAAGUAAAACUUAUCAAAAGUAAGGUAUUAUCAUCAUCAUUUGAAUCUAUUUUCAUCUCUCUUAGUCUCUUUGUACAAGCAUCUUUUCCUAACCUGCUUUAGUGUUAUAGAGAGGAACAUUAUUAGGAAGAGUGUAUGAAUAAAUCCCAAAACCAGGAUUAUAAUUCCAAAGCAGUUUCGAAAGCACAGAGACUUUAUAUCGUGAUGGCAUAUGGACUAUAUAUGUAUGAAUGGAAUGUUCUUAUUUUUAUUGUUGUCCCGGCAGUAGAUAACUACAUAUUUGAAACAUGUGGAUACAAUUUCGCUACAUAUAUCAGAAAGUAUUCAUUACAAAAAUGGAUCGUUCUCGAUUUUCUUAUCAGAGGUCUUAUUCGAAUCUGUUCCAAAACUGAUAUUUUUGUGUAAAUGAAUAUUGUGUCAAAAAGCAAUGUGAUUGCUAAAUCGACUCCAUUGUUCUGCCCCACUCUCUUAUUCAAUUGUGAGGCUAGUCUUUAUUCCAUUCAAUUUAAUUAAUGUGCAUGAAUUAUCAACAUGAGGAAUGAUUGAAGUAUACAUAAAGAGCUGGAUGAAAAUCUGAAAAAUAAAUAUUCUGUACUUCCAACA
Molecule: messenger RNA, 3121 nt
Organism: Strongylocentrotus purpuratus (purple sea urchin)
Lineage: Eukaryota; Metazoa; Echinodermata; Echinoidea; Camarodonta; Strongylocentrotidae
Gene: usp14
Product: ubiquitin carboxyl-terminal hydrolase 14
Exons: 13
Coding region: 116-1666 (516 amino acids)
Biological process (GO): protein deubiquitination; regulation of proteasomal protein catabolic process; proteasome-mediated ubiquitin-dependent protein catabolic process
Molecular function (GO): protein binding; proteasome binding; cysteine-type deubiquitinase activity
Source: RefSeq, a predicted model, not a curated record